AUGAGUACAGCUUUUACUCAGGGUACCGUAAAGAGAAUCAUGAAAGAGCUUCAAACAAUGCAGAAGGAACCGCCGCCGAAUACCAGUGCUGCACCAAUCGAUGAAAACGACCUCUAUAGAUGGCAGGCAAUUAUUCUUGGUCCACCUGAUUCUCCAUAUGCUGGUGGAGUAUUCAAGCUAUCUAUCGUUUUUCCAGCUGACUAUCCAUUUAAGGCACCCCGUAUUGAGUUUUUGACCAAGAUUUACCACUGCAACAUCAUGAAUAAAACACUUUGCAUCGAUAUUUUAAAGUCACAAUGGAGCCCAGCUUUGACUAUAGACAAAGUUCUCAUCUCAAUUGUAUCGUUACUUGUAGAUCCCAAUCCAAAGGACCCACUAAAUCGAGAGGCUGCAGAGAAAUAUUUGAACGAUAGGAAAGAAUACGAAAGAAUAGCAUCAGAAUGGACAAGAAAGUAUGCAAUGGAAAACUCAAAGGGCGAAUAUGGAUCUGAGUUGUGA
Molecule: messenger RNA, 498 nt
Organism: Vittaforma corneae ATCC 50505
Lineage: Eukaryota; Fungi; Microsporidia; Nosematidae
Exons: 1
Coding region: 1-498 (165 amino acids)
Source: RefSeq, a predicted model, not a curated record